Molecule: messenger RNA, 2074 nt
Organism: Cherax quadricarinatus
Lineage: Eukaryota; Metazoa; Arthropoda; Malacostraca; Decapoda; Parastacidae
Source: RefSeq, a predicted model, not a curated record
UAAUAUACUUGAGAGUUUAAAUGAAUAAAAUUUAUAUCAACGUACUUUGUUUUGAAACUGUUGCAAAAGCUUUAGCAACAAACAUUUAAGUUCAUGUAAGAUAUUGUAGAUACCUUCAAGGUCAGUGCUUAGCUGUGUUGAACAGCUCUUCACAUGAGGAACCAGAGGUAGCCUUUCAUAUCUCAAGUCACUUCCUCCUAAUACCAGACAGUGUAUCUUACUCUUACUGGUGUACCGCCUUCCCUUAUUUUUUUUAACGUACUGACCCUCCCACCGAGGCAGAGUGGCCUUAAAAGAAAGUUGUUCCUUUUUUCAUUUAGUAAUUUAUCCAGAUGAAAGGUUACUAGACCCUUCAGGCAUUUAGUCGCCUCUUACGACAGUCAUGGCUUAUGGAAGAAGAAUUCUUUUUCACUUCGCCACGGAGUUUAUAAUAUUAUAUUAGAGAAAUAUUGAAUGUCAGUAUAAAAUAUUUGCCAAAAUUUUGCCUAGUUAAGUGUUUAUAUAAUUACUAUGGAAGAUUUUAAAAUCAGUGUUCAUUAUGUCUAAAAUACUAUUAAAAGAAUGUGUUCAAGAAACACAAAUUAUAGUUGACCCAGAAGAAAAUCUAUAUCAGUAUUCACAGUCUCUAAAACACUCUUCACAAAAAUCUCUGCCUGUCUCUCUGAUCAGAUUUCAUAAAGACAAAAAAGUGCUCGAGUGUUCAGUGUGUCAGAAGGAAUUUUCCCAAAAAUCUCUCUUAGAAUCCCACAUAAGAAUUCAUACUGUAGAGAAACCAUAUCAGUGUUCAGUGUGCUCAAAAAACUUUUCUCGAAAAGACAACUUAACAAUUCACAUGAAAAUUCACACUGGAGACAAAUCAUAUCAGUGUUCAGUGUGUGUAAAAGAGUUUUCCCAAAGUUCUUAUUUAGUUAAGCAUAUGAAAAUUCAUACUGGAGAGAAACCAUAUCAGUGUUCAGUGUGUCUUAAAGACUUUUAUCAAAAAGCUCACUUAAUUAAUCACAUGAGCAUUCACACUGGAGAGAAACCAUAUCAGUGUACAGAAUGUUUGAAAGACUUUUCUCAAAAAUCUGAUUUAACAAGUCACAUGAGAAGUCACACUGGAGAAAAACCAUAUCAGUGUUCAGAGUGCUUAAAAGAUUUUUCUCAAAAAUCUGAUUUAAUAAAGCACAUUAGAAUUCACACUGGGGAGAAACCCUAUCAUUGUUCUGAAUGCCUGAAAGACUUCUCUCUCAAACCUGAUUUAAUAAAACACAUGAGAAGUCAUACUGGAGAGAAACCUUAUCAGUGCUCAGAAUGUCAACAAGGCUUUUCUCAAUAUUCUAAUUUACUAAGACAUAUGAAGACUCAUACUGGGGAGAAACCAUACAAAUGUUCAGAGUGUCUAAAAAGCUUCUCUCAAAAAUAUGGCUUAAUAAAACAUAUGAGAAUUCAUACUAGAGAAAAACCAUAUCGGUGUUCAGUGUGUCUAAAUGAGUUUUCCCAGAAAUCUAGUCUAGUACAACAUAUGGCUGCUCACACUGGAGAGAAACCAUAUCAGUGUUCAGUGUGUCUAAAAGACUUUUCCUUAAAUUCCUAUUUAGCUAAACAUAUGAAAAUUCAUACUGGAGAAAAAUCAUAUCAUUGUAUAUUGUGUUCGAAAGACUUUUUCCAAAAAGUUCAUUUAAUAAAUCACAUGAAGACUCACACUGGAGAGAAACCAUAUCAGUGUUCAGUGUGUCUAAAAGACUUUUAUCAAAAUGCACAUUUAAGUAGUCACAUGAGAAUUCACACUGGAGAGAAGCCAUAUCAUUGUUCAGAGUGCCUAAAAGAUUUUUCCACAAAAUCUACUUUAGUACAUCAUAUGAGAAUUCAUUCUGGCGAUAAAUCAUAGCAUCGUCAAGGAUGACUUAACCUGUAAAUGGUCCAGGCAGAUCUACGUUCACAUGUGUAGUGCUCCAAAAGUAGGAGGGGUGUUAAUGUUGCAGUUUAAAAACUGUAGUGUAAAGCACCCUUCUGGCAAGACAGUGAUGGAGUGAAUGAUGGUGAAAGUUUUUCUUUUUCGGGCCACCCUGCCUUGGUGGGAAUCGGCCAGUGU